GUGUAGAAUCUGUGGUCACGUGGUCUCCUGACGAUUUCCGUGUUUACUGGUCUGUGUCUGGUCGCAGUGCAGAACGCAGAGAAGAACGCAGAGCGGCGAUGGCUUCUCUAAAGACGCAAGAACGGACCAAAGAGAGGUUUUCUCUCUUGUUGCUGGAUCUGGAGGAGUUUUAUUUUGAACAGCACAUCGCCUACCACGUGACAAACAUUUCAAAAAAGGAGAGAAAAAGCAGAGGCUCGUUUAAGGUCUGUUCCAGAUCCAUCAUAUUUGAUCCUGAGGAUCUCACAGAGCCAAUUCUAAAGAUUCCUCUUCGAGACUGUAAGAAGAUUGAGUUUGUGCAGAAAGAGAACAACCCUUUCAAUGAGCCUCGACCAUCAGCCAUCUCUGUUUCAUGUGGACAGGUUAUUUACAUCAAAGAAAGCAACGUGAUCUCCCCUUACAGAAAUGAGAGGGGAUUAAAGAAAAUUAAUUUUCAACUGGAGGUUUGGACUAAAACAGAAGACGUCGUGCAAACGUUACUUCAGCUUCACAGAGCAUCGUGUCUGGAAAAGCUCGGAGACCAGACUGCAAUGAUUGCUGCUAAUUUACAAUCACGACUGGCGAGGUCUUCGUUUGACAAAAACAGUUUUCAGAACGUGGCCGAGAAGCCUCACAUGGAGUGUGAGGUGGAGAUGGUCACGCCUCUGGUGUCCAACCCCGGUCACGUCUGCAUCACGGAUGAAAACCUCUACUUCCAGCCGCUGAACGGAUUUCCAAAACACGUGAUUCAAAUCAAACUCCACCGAGUCAGGAGAAUCUACAAAAGACGACAUUGCCUCAGACCACUGGGUCUGGAGGUGUUCUGCACUGAGAACGACUUCUGCUCUGACAUCUACCUGAAGUUCUACCUUACCGCUGACAGAGAUGAAAUCUACUACUACAUCGCCACUUUCCUGGAGAACCACAUGACGGAGCACACAGCAGAGAGCUACAUGCUGCAGUGGCAGCGAGGUCAUCUCAGUAACUACCAGUAUCUCCUCCACCUCAACAACCUGGCGGACCGCAGCUGCAACGACCUCUCCCAGUAUCCCAUCUUCCCCUGGGUCAUCGACGACUACACCAGCUCACAGCUAGACAUGACGAACGCCGCCACAUUCAGGGACCUGAGCAAACCGGUGGGAGCUCUGAACAAAGAGCGUCUGGACCGACUGCUGGCUCGCUACAGAGGCAUGCCUGAACCUCGCUUCAUGUACGGCAGUCACUACUCCUCUCCAGGCUACGUCCUCUUCUACCUGGCCAGAGUUGCUCCGGAGCACAUGCUGUGUCUCCAGAACGGUCGCUACGACCACGCAGAUCGCAUGUUUAACAGCGUCGGUGAAACAUGGAGAAACUGCUUAGAGGGAGCAACUGACUUCAAAGAGCUGAUUCCAGAGUUUUACGGGGACGACUGCAGCUUCCUGGAAAACAGGAUGAGUCUGGAUUUGGGCAGGAGGCAGAAUGGAAGCUUAGUCGGGGAUGUCGCUCUCCCAUCGUGGGCCUCAGAUGCUGGUGAUUUUCUCCAGAAGCACAGGACGGCACUGGAGAGUCAGUACGUGUCAGAGCAGCUGCACGAGUGGAUUGACCUGGUGUUUGGCUUCAGACAGAGGGGCGGCGAAGCUGUGGCAGCUCACAAUGUAUUUCACCCUCUGACCUACGAAGGCGGCAUCGACUGUGACAGCAUCGAGGACCCCGACGAGAGGAUCGCCAUGCUGACACAGAUCCUGGAGUUUGGUCAGACGCCCACGCAGCUGUUCAGCAGCCCCCACCCUCAGAGGAUCACGCCACGGUUUCACAACAUCACCCGGAGCUCCAGCAUCAACUCACCAGUCAGUGAACUGUCUCCAUCCUCUCAGAGCGAGGACUCAUCCUUCGAGGACCUGACUGAGGAGAGCAGGAAGAUGGCCUGGACAAGCAUGGGCACCCUGACCCAGGUCUCCAGCCACAAGAUCCAUAAAGAGGCUGUGACGGGCAUUGCAGUGACCCGAGACGGAGCCGCCAUUUUCUCCACAUCCCAAGACUCAUCUCUGAAGAUGUUUUCCAAAGAGCUGAAGGAGUUCCAGAGAAGCAUGUCCUUCUCAAACAUGGCCUUGUCGUCAUGCUUGAUGCUGGCAGACGGUAAAACUGUGGCGUGCUCUUCAUGGGACAACAAUGUUUAUUUCUACUCCAUCCCGUAUGGCAGGCGGCAGGACACACUGAUGGGUCAUGAUGACGCGGUCAGUGAAAUGUGUUGGUAUGACGACCGACUGUACACGGCGUCGUGGGAUUCCACUGUCAAGGUUUGGCAGUGUGUGUGUGACAGCUCCUCCAGUCACAAGAGAUCCCAGUUUGAGCUGCUGGCUGAGCUGGAACAUGAUACCGGGGUGAACGCCGCAGGUCUGAAUCCAGCGGGGACUCUGUUGGUGACGGGCUGUAAGGACGGAGCCGUCACCAUCUGGGACACGAGCAGCUACGAAACACUGCAGCAGAUCCACUGUCACACAGGAACCAUCCACCACGCGGCCUUCAGUCCUGACAGUCGACACAUCCUCAGCAUCGGAGCCGACUCCUGCAUGAAGGUUAUCGAUGUCCAGACAGGAAUGGUGAUCUCAACGGUGAAAGCAGAGGAGGAGCAGAGGUGUUUCUGCUGGGACGGGAACUCUGUGCUGUGCGGGGGGCAGUCAGGUGACCUCCUGCUGUGGGACCUGCUCAGCAACACAGUCACCAAGAAGAUCGCCGCACACUCAGGUGCUGUCACGGCGAUGUGGAUGAACGAUUUGUGCAGCACGGUGAUCACAGGGGGGGAGGACAGACAGAUGAUCUUCUGGAAGCUCCCGAGUUAAACAUCGUGUUCCUGCACAAAUCUAUCACGGAGAUAAAGACUUCCUGUGCAACAGGCCAAGUAUCCUGCAGACUCACUGACUCUGAACAGACUCAUGACGGAGCUGGACUGUAAAUCUACAGUAUCGCAGAGCAGGGGGAGUAGCUGACACGUCUUUGUCAACUGUUCUCAAUCCCAAACCGGAUUAUAGGUCACGUUAUUUACCAGGUCUGUCUGCAUAUUGAGAGAAAAUGUCCAACUGCAGUUUUGUGCAUGAGGAGGAAACUAUGUAGUGUAUAUGCCUUAUGUUUCAGCCUAUUCUACAUUUGUGUGGAUUUUUCCAUUUGCUCUAUACCAUGUUACGCUGCUGUUGUUGUUUUUUUUAUCAGUGAUCCUGUUUCUGUAGCUUUAUGUGCAUUUUAUUGUUGUAAUGUGGCCUCACAGUUAGAGAGCUUCAUGAUACUCAGGUGUUGUUGUUAAAAGAUGCUUACCUCUAAAAAUACACAAAUCCUAAGCCUCAGAGAUUCAGGCAGUUUGUUUCCUUAAGUGCUUCAGGAAGAGAUGUAUUGGUAAUUAUUAGGUAUUAUUAAUAGACACCAAACCAUGAGUAUACAGUAUUAGCUAUUUAACCAGGUGACUUAUUAGAAUCACGUGGCAAUAAUCCAGGAACAGAGGAAAAGACCCCAAAUAAAUGUGCGUUUUACGUGGACAUGAAA
Messenger RNA from Hippoglossus stenolepis (Pacific halibut), 3531 nucleotides. It is a transcript of the gene nsmaf, whose product is annotated as neutral sphingomyelinase (N-SMase) activation associated factor. The transcript is spliced from 31 exons. Gene Ontology annotation, molecular function: protein binding. NCBI's taxonomy places the organism in Eukaryota, Metazoa, Chordata, Actinopteri, Pleuronectiformes, Pleuronectidae. Bases 99 to 2837 code for a protein of 912 amino acids. The record is from RefSeq and is a predicted model, not a curated record.